AUGUCAGAAAGAUUAUCAACCCAAUUAAUCCAUGCUGAUGAUUACAAAAACAGAGUCCCAGAUGUUGUAUCACCAAUUAAUGUUACUACAACUUUCAGAUUUAAUGAAGAUCCAAAUAAACUAGUUGCUGUAGCAGAUUUACCAAAAGAUUAUGAUCCAGAAGGUGAUUAUAUUUAUUCAAGAGAAACUCAUCCAAAUUGUGAAAAAGUUGAAGCUAUUUUCGAUAAAAUCCUUGGUGGGUAUAGUGUUGUUUAUUCUUCAGGUUUGGGAGCUUUUAAUGGAUUAAUUACACAUUUUAAUCCAAAGCAAGUUGCUUUUGGUACUUGUUAUCAUGGUGUUCAUGCAAUUUUAGAUAUUCAAACAAGAAAUCAUGGAUUAAAACAAUUAUCAUUAAGUGAUGAAGAUUUAGAUAAAUUACAACCAGGUGACCUGGUUCAUAUUGAAACACCUGUUAAUCCUUUAGGAAUUUCUUAUGAUUUAAAAUAUUAUGCUGAAAAGGCUCAUUCAAAAGGUGCGUUAUUAUCAGUUGAUGCAACAUUUGCUCCACCACCUUUACAAGAUCCUUUUAAAUUUGGUGCUGAUAUUAUUAUGCAUUCUGCUACGAAAUAUUUUGGUGGUCAUUCUGAUUUAUUAGCUGGUGUUUUAGUUGUUAAAACAAAAGAAAUCAAGAGAGCAUUAUUUGAUGAUCGAAUUAAUUUAGGUUCAAUUAUUGGGAAUUUAGAAAGUUAUUUAUUAUUAAGAUCACUUAGAUCAUAUGAUUUAAGAAUCUUGAAACAAUCUUCAAAUGUUUUAAAAGUUGUUACAUUUUUGAAUGAAAAUAAACAUAGAUUUAAAUCUCUAACCAAGAUCCAUCAUUCAUCAUUACAAACAGAACCUUAUGUUAAGGAACAAUUACCAAAUGGAUAUGGACCAGUAUUUGCUAUAAACUUGGAUAAUGAAAUAACUGCUAAAACAUUCCCAUCAAAAUUAAAAUAUUUCCAACAUGCUACUUCAUUAGGUGGUGUUGAAUCAUUAGUUGAAUGGAGAGCUCUUAGUGAUGAACAUGUUGAAAAAACUUUAUUAAGAUUUUCUAUUGGUACUGAAGAUCCACAAGAUUUGAUUGAAGAUUUAGAUCAAGCGUUAUCUUCAUUAUAG
Hansenula ciferrii is the source of this 1134-nucleotide messenger RNA. RefSeq names its product Cystathionine gamma-lyase. Lineage: Eukaryota; Fungi; Ascomycota; Saccharomycetes; Phaffomycetales; Wickerhamomycetaceae. Gene Ontology annotation, molecular function: pyridoxal phosphate binding; carbon-sulfur lyase activity. Gene Ontology annotation, cellular component: cytoplasm. Gene Ontology annotation, biological process: transsulfuration. Bases 1 to 1134 code for a protein of 377 amino acids. The record is from RefSeq and is a predicted model, not a curated record. The transcript has a single exon.